Molecule: messenger RNA, 3824 nt
Organism: Gasterosteus aculeatus aculeatus (three-spined stickleback)
Lineage: Eukaryota; Metazoa; Chordata; Actinopteri; Perciformes; Gasterosteidae
Gene: stk36
Product: serine/threonine kinase 36 (fused homolog, Drosophila)
Biological process (GO): protein phosphorylation; smoothened signaling pathway
Cellular component (GO): cytoplasm
Molecular function (GO): protein kinase activity; ATP binding
Source: RefSeq, a predicted model, not a curated record
UAAUCUUUUCUGUUGUCCCCGGAUGCGAACAAGUAGCGCUACUUUAACAGUACACAACUCUAAACCGGGAAAAGUUCCGUUCAACUGAUACCUCAGGAUAACCCGUCAUUUUUAAAGUCAAACGUCGCACCCGCGGACCCUGUGUGUAAACGCGUGCGAUGGAAGAACUUCCCCGACGUCUAACGUUAGUCUCUGCCCGCUAACCGUCGACAUGGACUCGUAUCACGUCCUGGAGCUGGCGGGAGAGGGCUCCUUCGGCCGAGUUUACAAGGGAAGGAAACGAUUUACCGGCCAAGUGGUGGCUCUGAAGUUCAUGCCCAAGGUGGGUCGUUCUGAGAAGGAGCUGCGGAGUCUCAGGAGGGAGAUUGACAUCAUGAGGGGUCUUCAACAUCCCAACAUUGUUCAACUCUUUGACAGCUUUGAGACUGAAACUGAGGUUGUGGUUGUGACUGAGUAUGCAGAGGGUCAGUUGUUCCAGAUUCUUGAGGAUGAUGAGAAGCUACCAGAGAGUCAGGUCCGUGAGAUCGCCUGUCAGCUGGUCUCAGCUCUGUAUUAUUUACACUCCCAUCGCAUUCUUCAUCGAGACAUGAAACCACAAAACAUCCUGUUGGGAAAAAGCGGUGUGGUGAAGCUGUGUGACUUUGGGUUUGCCAGGGCCAUGAGCGUCUCCACCAUGGUGCUGACUUCUAUCAAGGGAACGCCACUGUACAUGUCUCCCGAGCUGGUGGAGGAGAAGCCGUAUGACCACACUGCUGAUCUCUGGUCUCUGGGAUGCAUCCUUUAUGAACUCCACACGGGGGCGCCUCCUUUCCCCACAACCUCCCUUUUGCACCUAGUGCAGCUUAUAGUGAGAGACCCAGUCAAAUGGCCCGGCACCAUGAGCGACACCUGCACGAGUCUCUUGAAGGGUUUGUUGACCAAAGACCCUCAGAAGCGGUUGUCGUGGCCAGACCUCCUGCAUCAUCCCUUUGUUGCUGAUGGUGUUUUAGUGUUAUUAGACACAGGCGUUUUCUGCCCUCUGACUGUCACACCGAGUCCGGACAGGAUGGCCCUGAAACUUCAGCAAAUGGCGGCAAAGACAGUGCAGAAUCCCGGAGAGAGCCUGUUAUUGCAGAAGGCCAGGGAACAGACAGACAGCGGCAAAACAAGGAAACCAGAAGGCGGUGACAUCGCUAAAAAAGAGAAGGAUGGAGCGGGAAAUGAAAGGGUCAAUUAUGCGACGGCUGCAGCAUCCCCGAGAGCCGCCGCUGCCAAUCAAAGCCCACAACCAAAGAGUCAAGCCCGCGUGAAAUCCAAACACAGGGGUCAGAUUAGCAGGGACUACGAACAGGAAUUUCCCUCUGUAGCAGUUGGGCCGCGACUGAUGCAGAGAUGCAAGGCAGACAGCCAGACCACACUGCACAAGCAGGAUGUUGACAGCGAGGACUAUUGGGAGAUACUGGCCCAACAAUCACAUCCCAACAGACAGCAGAAUGAACUAUUAAAUUACAGUGCAAUCAUGCCUGAACUUAAAUCCAAGAUCCUGGAGUUUGAAGCUCAGCUAACAGGAGGCGUUGUGAGAGAACCGUGGCGGAUUCACCUCCCGUUGAAGGUCUUACACAACUUGAUUCUGACCUCUGACCUUGAGCAGUCGCAGCACAUUGGGAAUGAGCUCAGACUCCCUCACGUCCUCUUCGACCUCGUCCACGAUGCUGUAGACAACUCGCAUUUCAUCAAGCGACCGUGGAGCGUCGGUGCAUUUGGAGAAAUGAUCGCUGUGCUUAUAAUCUACUGGGAGAAGCAUUGUGACUGGGUGAAUGAAGAGCAGAGACUAGAGGAAUUCACAAAGCCUUUCAUCACAAUUCUCAGUCAACCAAACCUCAUUCCUUUGGCGCAUCUGGCCGCCUCUGUUUUGUCUCUGUUAAUACAACACGAUGUUCAAGUCAAAGUGGAUAUGGACAAUCUAACCUCCUUACUGAGAAAACUGCUUUUGGACUCAUAUGAGCCCAAACUUCCUCUUCCUUCUGGCAUUGGACUGUGCGACGGCCUGCUGUCUGUAGUCCUACACACGCUCUCUGAGCAUGAAAAUGGCUCCGGAUCUUCAUCUUUGGAUCCAGUGGUGUUUCUGGAUCUAUGGAAAACCAUUGGCAGUUCACUGGCAAGAACGACACACGGCACAGGCUUCUGUUCGCCAAACGGGCUUCAUUCCUUUCUGUCUAUUGCGCUGUUUCUCUUCACCAAGGAUCCGUACUCGUGCGUUGCUCCGUUUUCCGAGCCUGAAUCCAAAUGUGUAUACACUCUCGGCCAGCUCCUGGAUGCCGACUGCCUGCGUUUGUUUGCUGACGGCGGCCCUGCGAGACUCGAGGUGGAUCUGAGUCACGACAGCCUGUCUGUGUUGAGCUGCCACCUGCUGUGCUUUCCGUUUGCCCUGGACCUGCCUUCAGACGCCACGUCCAUCAUUUUACAGUCGUACGACACUUGUGGAAUAGUGGCGAGCCUCCUGCAGGUAAUCAAAACUCUUCCCCCUCCGCUGGUAGAGCUGCCUCUCUCCCUGCUGAGCCGCCUGCUCCUGUGUGACCCCCAGCGCUCCGUUUACCGCCUCGGAGAAGCGGACUGCAGUUUCUUCUUCGCGCCGUCCAGGGACGGCCGGCUCGCUGCCUCCCAACACCAGACGCCGCUGCCCAGAACGGCCAGUUCCCUGCUCUCUGACCUGCUGCAGCUGGAGAUGUUGUGGGAUUCUGCCGUGGAGCUCUUGACUCUGUUGUCCCAAGUAGCCCGGUGUUCCCCUCGGCUCGCCCGCCUCCGGCCUCACCUGGAAGCCUCGGCGCUGCACCGGGCGCUGGCUCACUCCCACGACCCCAUCAGAGCCGCCGCCUGCAGACUCCUGGGAAAUAUAGAUCCAUUCAGGCCUCCUACGCUGCGCACCGUGCAACCGGACGUUUUCAACAGCAUGAUAGACCGUCUUCAUGAUUCCUGCAUUCCCGUCCGACGUGGGGCUUGUAGGGCGGUCGGGAACUGGUUGGGGCAUCUGGCGGCAGCGGGCAGAGUUAAAAUGGGUGGCUCCGAGGCAGAGGGCGACACUACGGCGAAGGCCCACUGCGAGCCGGAAGGAGAGAUGGCUACUGCACUAGAACAGCCACCGGACGAGGAGGAGGAGGGACGUGGUUGGACAGAGGAGGCCGGGAGGGCGGCGGUCAUGCUGACGGCUCUGAUCGGCGACCCCGAUGCCCCCACACGCCGCCACUGCUGCGCAGCGCUGGGGAACGUGCUACGUGUCGACGGGGCUGUGUCCAUGUUGUUGGCGGGAAACACGUCCAGCUUGCUUCUGAGAGCUGCAUGCACGGAUUCCAACGAUGCAGUGAGGCAAGCUGCCGUGGCAACCAUGUGCCUGUACAGCGAGCGGGAGGAAAUGCGUCAGGUCCUGAGGUCCCUCGAUGCCAGUGAGAAACUUCUUCAGGCUUCACAACAUGCACCUCCACAAUGUGACUACCGGCGGCUCGUGGAGCAGCUGGGAGUCCAGCUAAAGGGGAAUGACAGCAGGUUUGAAAGUGCUGCGUAAAUAGUUCUUCUCCUUCCUUACGUUACAACCUUCCUCUGUUUCUGAGCAGUUUAGUAGACGACUACAGUCAUCAUCAUAUCCCGUUACUUCUUUUUAUAAAAUGUUUUUUUUUUUUACAUAAUGAUUACUCCGUUAAGUAGAUGGAUAUGUUGGAUAUAAAAUAACUUUCUUUGUUGUGGUUGUGGCUGUGUGAUGAAAUAAAACAAACGUGUUUCUGAUGUUUCUGAUUUAAUGACACUGCUGUUCACAUUUCGGGAGAGAAAAAAUGCAGCUGAAAUUCCAGAGA